Messenger RNA from Symbiodinium sp. CCMP2592, 7182 nucleotides. The record is from the annotation of a GenBank genome assembly. Lineage: Eukaryota; Dinophyceae; Suessiales; Symbiodiniaceae.
AUGGACUUCGAGGUUGAAGUCCCUAUUGAGGUGGUACUGUGGCGGCCGGGUAAGCGUCCGGUCGUCUCCAAGAUCGCUCAGCCAGUCGAAUGGAGUGCAUGUGAUCGGGCUUUCCGAGGGCCCUUCCAGAGUAGAUAUCCCGGUUACUGGGUGCCAGUGCCAUGGGCUUAUGAUGACAAGCCACACCUGUGUCAAUGUGCAUCUCAAGAUGGUCUCAGAAAUAUUAUCCUUGAGACGCAGGUAGGCUCCGCCUUGUCCGGUACGUGCCAUACGGUCCAUGCAAUGGCCAAUGCGCGUACGUGUAGCAUCUUGGCGGACCGUAUGGAUUACCCCUGUCGGCUGUUGGGCCUGCCCGAAGACAAACAAUUGCCCCCCUUGAGGGACGGCGAUAUCAUCCAUUUCCCGCCUGUAACAGCAGCUGCUCAGUCCUCCGCUCCCUUCUGGGCCAUUCUGCUGGGCGGUGGUUUUGUUUCGCGUCACGGAAGGGGAGCAGCAUGGAUCGCAGUCGCUCUUGCAAGUGGGCUUCCUGGGGGGCUCACGCUUCGGGUGAGCAUGCCCCCCCACCGUGAGCAUCAUUUCUGGAGCCCGUUCCAAGGUCGCCUCGGCCCAUACUGUGGCAGCCAGGAAGAUGCGAACCAGGCUGUUCUAAGGUUCGAACAAGGCUGGAAGAAAUGUGUGACUGCCAGCCCAACACCGGAUGACUCUGCAUGUCACUGGUUGCCAAUCUUCCCUCACCCGGCAUUUCAGGUGGUCUUAGCCCUUGGGGCGCCGCACCCCCGGGCGUUAAUCCUGCCAACUAUCCUUACGGGGGCAGCCCUUCUUGACUAUCUACAAGAGUGGUUUGGAUCUGUGCCCAAGGUGCUUACCUCACAGGGGACUAUUGAUCGGGGUUGCCCGCAACUCACCCUUCAAUCAGGGAUGUGCGUGGUUGCCGUACGGGACAGAUGGCUCCCUGCCUCUCAACCCCGCUUCCGCUCCCACUUCCCGUCACUAGCUGCCGCUAAGGAACAAGGCUUCUGGUGUGCUGAUAUUAGCGUCUCUGGGCCUGGUACCAUACUUCUGCUUGACCCGUCCGGACGCACACGUUCACUGCGCUUUAUUAGCCUACAAAGGUGGGACGCCGGCCGAGGGGUCUUGUUGCCCGCCAUGCGUGAAGAGCUCUCCUCAUGGCGCCCUUGUCCCAAGGUGAGGUGGGGUGAGGAUGUCCUGCUCUUGACUCGUGCCGGUCAGUACCGGGACGAGAUGUUCCACAUUUCGGCUUUUGACGCACAACCAGGGAUUGCUGAUGUCAGUAAUUCCGCCUGCAGCCCCGUUCACCACACAGGGCAUUGGUUAGCCUAUGUCUGCCUCAGUGUCCUCCUGCGACACUUUGACCACGCAGGUCGCAUUACGUCUGGUUUGCUAACGGUGCUGGCAUGUUACUUCGCUGCCUGGGGUGCGCCACUUGGGUGGACCAAGAUAGAUGCUUCAGCAUGGGAGUUUGACCUCGCCGAAGUCUGUGAGUUGCAGGCUUCACUUCACCAAGGCUGGUGGAGCCAAGGUCUGGGUGAUGAGUUGCCGGCAAGCCUGCCCGCGGCCUACCAUCACGCGUGGAAUAGCUACACCGCCUGGCAGGGCGGCCCACCCGAACAACUGUUCAUUGCGACAGACGGCAGUGGGGCCCAUCAAGGUUCCUGGGCUUUCAUCGUUUGGGGUUAUUUUAAGGGGUCCUGGCGAAGGUUAGGCUGGGCUGCCGCCACCCUGGAGGCAACGCCGUGGCUGGCGAGUGAGGCCAGGGCCUCCUCGCCUCGUCAGCUAUCGUUCCACGGUGAAUUGGCCGCUCUUCAAAGCGCAGCACAUUGGUGUACUGCGAUGCUUGACUUCUGGACUUUGCAUACGCGCGCGCCUUCCCCGUCGGUCACCCUGGCCGUCGAUAACUCGUCUGCCUUACAAGUUGCUGCUGGGCACGCAGCAGCAAACUGUAUGCCUGCAAAGUUUACCAGGGCGGUUUGGCAAGCGGUGCAGGGCAGGGUGUCCACCCACUUCCGACAUGUUCCCAGUCACGUAGGGCAUCUUGUCAACACUUUGGCAGAUGCACUUGCUACUGCAGCUGCUUGCGGCACGUGUGAUGCUUGGGUUCGUCAUGCUCAUUUCCGAUCCUCGCAGGAGAUCGACCUUGCUCGGCUUGAAUGGCUUUGGUUGGUCCCGAGGGCGCGAUUGCGGGACCAUAGGCCUGUGUUCCGUCUCAAGGUUGGAACAGCGGGGUGGGCCCCCCCAGCGGAAGCCACUCCAAGGCCCUCGAGUGCAAUCACACCCCAGCAGCUAGGUCCUACCGAGGAACUACAUUUUGUCACUGCCAAUAUUCAGACCAUCAAAGACCCUGCCUGCAAUGUCUUCAAUCCGUCGGGUCACGGCAGUCGUCGCCAAUUCUUAUACACACAGCUCCAGCAGAUGAAGGCGGAUGUAGUAUGCCUCCAAGAGACCCGCGCUCCGGCGGGACGCUGGAACACUGGCGGGUGGCUCUCUUGGCGAUCUGGCCACUGCCGUGGACAGUAUGGAUGUGAAAUCUGGCUGAGACCAGAUCAGCUUCAGCCCCCCCUGCAGUUAGCCUCCUGUCGUAUUCUAGUUUCUAGUCCACGACUUCUGGUGGUAACUUGUGUUGACCCGCGCCUCCCACUCACCAUAUGCUCUGCACAUGCGCCACAUGCUGACCGCCCUGUAGCGGAAGCGCAACAAUUCUGGCAUGAGCUACGCCAAGCUAUCCAGCGCGCACCUAGCUCAAGAGCCGUCGUAGUUGGGAUUGAUGCCAAUGGGGACUUCUGUGCACAAGAUGACGGCGCUUCCUCCAUUGGAGCACUCGUUGCUGCUCACCCCGCCACAUCCAAUGAUGAGUUCCUAUUCGAGUUUACUGCGGCUACUGGACUUGAAGCCCCGGCGACUUUUCCAGAGUUCCAGAUUGGACCAGGUUGGUCGUGGGAGCAUACGGGUGGUACUAGGAAGCGCCUAGAUCAUCUCCUCUUUAGUGCCGGCUGGUGGUCCCACGUGCAGGCCAGCCAAGCCUGGGACUUUGACAUAGUCAACUCAGCCCGAGACCAUGUGGCGCUGCGAGUUCGGUCUGUGCUCCAGCGCCCAGGUGCACGUCCAGCCCAGAAGAAGGGGUACCGGUGUCAAGCUGCUGAUGUGGUUGCCAAUGGGCAGCAGUUAUGGAAGCAGAUACCGGCGUCCCAUACCUCUGGCCAGUGCAGUGGGCAAGAUGUCUAUGCUCUGCAGUGUCGGGUUUCACAGUUCGCUCGACUUUCUCGCCACCCUCCGCGUGUCAGGGUCCAGCAGCCCUACAUACAGUCUAGCACUGUGCGCUGGCUACAGCAAUUAAGGGACUGUCGUAGCCACAUCCGUCACUUUCGCCGACUCGAGCGCAACAAUGUCCGUGCUGUCUUUCUUGCCAAAUGGAGCCGUCGGUUGCGACCUGCCACCACGAACAGGCAAGAAUGCCUAAGGGUGGUUCGCGGUUAUCUUGCAGCCUUGCAGCACCAGGAAUGGCAUUUACAGGAUCAGGCCCAUCGUCGUGCUCGCCAGGAUAAGAAUGCUCACUUUCUUGCCCUGACUCAAGCAGCCACACAGCAUUGGCAUAGUGUAGGGCGCCCUCUUGAGGCCAUCACAAAACUAAAAUGGGCGUCUCGCAAAUCGGCUGAGCGCCGAGCAGUUUACGCUGCGGGCGGUUAUGACAUUGAAGCCGACCUUGCCGAGCAGUUCCGGUGCCAAGAAGGCGGACGGAAAGUUGAGCCGGCCCAAGCUCGGCAGCUGACCCUGCAAUGGCUGGCUACUGAUGGCCAGCCCUGCCCUCAGGCCAUGCCCUCCCUAUUGCAAGCCGAGGCAAUUUGCCGACGCCAAACCAAACGCAAGGCCCCUGGUCCGGACGGUGUCCUCAAUGAAAUCUGGAGCUGUCAUCCGGUGCAUGCUGGACUCUGGGUUUGGGGCGUCACCGCUAAGAUUUCACUAACGGGCCGAGAGCCGUUUGGUUUUAAAGAUGCGAUUUACUGUGCUCUGUAUAAAAAAGGCCCGGCUGCGCUUCCGGCCAACUAUAGAGCCAUCGCGCUUCUUAAUGGUGUGGCCAAGCUUUGGCAUGGCCACCUUCGCAAGACUCUCGGCCAAGAGGUGCUGCGAGGGUAUGACGAGGCUCAACUGGGAGGAUGCCCAGGCAUUCCAGUGAGCUUCGCUAUAGCAGCUUAUAGGUCAGCACUUGGCCUCAGUGUGCAACAACAUCGUAGCACAGCAUCGAUGUUUGUUGAUAUUCAGGCAGCUUACUAUGAAGUCAAUAGGGAGCUUAUCUUUCAUGGUGAUCCUGCCUUGGGGGGGGCCGACGUGCCUAUAGAUUCGCCGAGCUUUCAUCUCGCUGCUUUAGUCGAUAGCUUGCGCUCGCGUGGUGCCUUGGAGCUCCUUGGCAUUCAGGACUCAGACCGUGCUUUGCUUUAUGACUGUGUGGCCUUCUCUCGCUGGAGCCUUGCCGGGUCCAGUACUUGUUACAUUGCUACACGCGGAUCGCGACCCGGGGAUGGACUAGCUGAUAUCCUUUUCGGAGCCCUUUUCGCUGUGGCGCUGAGACAUAUACGCAAGGUGUGUACCGCAGAGGGCAUUUGCAUACACGCCGCAGGUAGCUAUAUCGGAUCCACUGAUGCGGUGCUUCCUCUCGGGUGGGCCGAUGACCUUGCCAUUUUAGCCGACUUUGAUUCGCCCAGCCAGCUACAGUGCCAGCUACCUCGUUUGGCAGAGAUUGUCAUCUCUACGUUAGAACUGCUCGGGUUUCGGAUUAAUCUGGGGUCGGGCAAGACUGAGAUUGUCCUUGACAUUCGUGGUCCUGAGGCCAAAGCCGUGCGUGGUGAGUUGCUGACGCCCCCUUCUGUUCUUAAGCUGCGGACCGGUCACAGCAUCCGGUUGGCGCCAGAAUACAGGUACCUAGGAGUGAUCCAGAUGCCAAAAGAUAACGGCAGGAGGGAUAUGGAGCUUUCCAUGCAACGUGGGCACUCUGCCUGGGCACAAGCGAAAAGUCUCUUCGCCUGUCCCUCACUACCGUGGCGUCUGAAACAGGCCUGGAUGGCCGGCAGGGUGCUCCCAGCGGCCUAUGCAACCAUCGGGACCUCAGUUGCCGUUUCGGAUCGUGCUUGGGCACCGCUGGGAGGAUUCUUUGAACGUGCGGCGCGCCAGAUUGUGGGAUCUUGGCGCUUUGGCCAUGUUCUCUCGAAGCCCCUUCUUGUCCUUUUGCUGGGCCUCCCUGUCCCUGAGGAUGCAUGUGCCAUCGCUAGGACCAGGCUGGUCCUCCAGCUCCUCAACCGCGCUCCCAGGCGAUUGAGGGACUUGUUUGAGGCCGCUUGGGAUCGUAAUAUUCCGUGGUGUGAACUGUUGCUCUCAGCUUGUUACCAAGUUUCGCGACAGUUGCCCCCUGCCAUCCGGCCUCAGGCUAUUACACGGUCGGCGCUUCAGCAGCACACUGCUGAGCUCCACAAGGCUUGCCAACAUCUGAGCCGAUACGGGUCAGCUUAUAAAGCCCUGGUCGACUUGUGGGAGGACGUUGUCCGCCCUCGGGAGGUCCAGGUCUUGGGGGCACGGGUCCCACAGACCUGUGGAUUAUGCAGGGCGGUUUUGCCCAGUGUGCAGGCUUUGGCAGCUCACAUCCAUCGCAAACACUCGGUUGUCAACUGUCUUACUCGUUAUACGAACGGGACUGUUUGCCUUUGGUGCCAUUGUGAGCAGUUUUCUACCGACAGACUCAAGUACCAUCUCAAAACACAUCCUGGUUGCCUCCAUGGCUUGCGGGUCCUAGUCGGGCCAGCUUAUGUGUAUGGCACUGGGUCGAAACGGCGCGGACCAGGUGGUCACAGGGGACUGCCAGCGUAUCGACUGCCAGGACCGGUCAAUGCCACCCCUGCCCAACGUCGUGCUGCAGAGAAUGGCCGUCUGUGCUCUGAAGCUGACUUAGCCCAGGAAAGGCUACAGGCUCUUGGCACCCCCGAUCUCUUUGAUUGGCCUACAGCCGCGAUUGCUUUGCCGGAGGGACCCAGAGCACCUCCUGCGUUACCAACACCGGAUGAUGAGGCUCUUGCGGCCGGAAGUCCUACACCUAGUCCUUCUGGUUUUGCGGCCCCUCGCUGGAUCUCGAUUGGCCAUGAUCCAGGUGAUUCGAGGGGAUGUGCCUCGUGUCAGAACGCUGCUCCUACCAUGCCCUCUCCUUUUUGGCCUGGUCUUCUCCGGCAGCGUGUUGUCUGGUACCUGCCUGCCGACUGGAGUAGGUACUGGAAGUUGUGGUCCACCGUACAUGCUGGUGCUCCUUGGGACUUUGAGAGCAAGGGCGGCUUUCACUAUCUACGGGCUGCACUAGAUCAACAUGUGCCGGAGGAUAUACGUACGCCACCGAGUGCUCUUAUUCAGCUCUUGGAAGCCACGGUCUCCUUCCGACUCAUUCUCCAGCAUGUCAAGGCUGGGGCAGGUCUGGUUUUUCCGAGUGCGCUCCCCUCGAUAGCAUGGACUCUUUGGCGAGCCCUGCUCCCGGAUGCCAAGAUGUGGUCUAUUGCGACGCCUGAGAUCCUCAGCUCCCCCUUCCUCUGCAUCGAUGCCCAAGAGCUUCCUUCGCUCGUCCGGUCCUGGAAGCGGAAAGCCGACGACAGUUUGGAGCCCAUUCUCGACAGCGCCCUGGCAGAGGCCGUGAAGAAGAGGCCCGCCCAGUACGCGGCGUGCGUUCUGCGGGCAUUGGGCGAGAUGUACGACGGCACCGUGAAGGAGAGCCCCUUCUUGGGAUACUGGGUGAAUGUGAUCCCUUCGGAUCCCGCGGCUGUGAAAGGUGGCCGGUGGAGCAAAGAGCUGAAGGGUUUGGACAUGUUGGCCGACAUUGCGAGGAACUGCGGCUUCGCAAGCCUUCGAAAGGGAUACAUGACCUGGAUGCUGCCCCACUACUCCGUCUAUGUCCUUGGCAUUGAGGAUCCGUGCUGCGGCUUUGCGGCCGGGGCCGUGGUUCAUGUCUACUGUUCACAGGAUGGCCUUCAGUGGCACAAGUCCCUGACUGUGGGCUCGUCGGAACUUCAAGCUGCGCAGAAUCCGCAUGUCCGGAAGUUUUCCCAGCCCCCUCAGCCUGCAAAGUGGUUUAAAGUCCAGGUCUCCAGCGGUGAGAUCAUUCCCAGAUUGAAGAUUCGAGGCAUCCUGCGUCGGGACUGA